CGUUCCCUCUCUUCCUGCACUUUGCAAAUUACUCGCCGCUCAGGAGCCGCGGAACCAUUUUCGGUGUUUGAAACGCUGUCUUAUUCCUCCCCGCACUCUUCGACCUCACCUAUGGAUGAUGUGCUCGCUCUGGGUUUCAAUGAUAUUUCAAGCGAGUGGGACAAGGCAAUGAAUGUUGACGACAAGCUUCCCGGUUUGGACUUUGACUUGUCAGGUUCGUCAACCGAGAGCAGCAAGUCUGAUCGAGGCUUCUCGCCGUCAGCCGUCCUAACCCCUCCUGAUUCACAAAUGGGUUCUCCUGUCGACAAUAACAGCGAAAGGGGUACCUGCAUAUCUGUCUCGACCACCUUUUACCCACAGUCCGAAGGCGACGAUGCAAACGUUCUCAUUAUUCUCGCGUCCGAUUCUGUAUUCUUCUACGUUAACUCGAACCUCUUGAUAUCUGCGUCCCGCAACGGUUUUAAUAGUCACCUCCCGAUUGCGCGUGAGAAUGAUUCCGACCCCAUUCUCAGUCUACCGGAAACUUCCGCCGUUCUAAACAUUCUGCUGCAUACGAUCUAUGACAUGUCUUGCGCACAUUACUAUCCGUCUCUAGCAGAUCUGUCGGCUGCAGUGACCGCAUGCAAAACCUACGGUAUUCCUCUAAAAAAAUAUAUCGCGGCCGGAACUCCUUUGUCUCAAGCACUUCUUGCCUAUGCGCCUACCAAUCCACUGGAAGUAUACGCACUUGCUGCGUCCCAUGAUUUGCUGGACCUUGCAGUCACGACCUCUUCGCACCUUCUUUCAUUCCAGCUACCUACGUUAACCGAUGAGAUGGCGGUAAGGAUCGGCCCUGUCUACCUGAAGAAACUUUUCUUCCUGCACCUCGGACGUAUAGAUGCUUUGAAGCGGUUGCUUGUCGUCUCACCGCCACCGCACGCACCAACGCAGACCUGUGACUUCACCGAACAGAAAGCGAUUACACGUGCUUGGUCUCUGGCGACUGCGUACCUCACUUGGUCAGUACGCCCGGAUCUCAGCGCCAGUACCAUCGAAGCAACGCUCCACCCACUCGCUGAUCAUCUCACCUGUGACCAGUGCCGAUCAACCCUCCUGGCACGAAUUCGAGAGGUGGUGGUGCAGUGGUCUAUGGUUAAGCGUACUAUAUAAUUGACAUGUUGUCGAGGUCGUUUUUCCCUUCCGUCAUCGUAUCCCUUCAGUCAUCGUAUCCCUUCAAAAUCUCACGGGAAAUCAUCGGAACCCAUCCGAAGUAAUCUGCAUCACUGUCUUCCCUGCGAACGUCCUCCUGUAUUAGUAUUCACGUAUGCCUUGUCCUCCUAUACUGUCGCGGUUGUCAUACGUGAUGACGAAUCUGGUCAUUCACCCUGAAUUACCGGGCAUUGACGCAUUCUCCGCGUAGCGACUGUUUCGUCGGGACCUGCUCCAAUCAUUUUUUCUCCGUUCCGACACUUUGUUUCCUUCUCCGCUGCAUGUUGAAUGCCUGCUGUAUUUCUUCCGAUGCUGGGCUUCACGGUUUCUUUAUUCAUCUUUCUCUGUACUCCUUCAUCAAGUCAAACCAACACACUGUACUAGCCAUACACGCAUGCACUUACCACUUUUUUUAUUCGUUUUCUUUCAACAUGCAUUCAAUUCAUCCGAGUACAAUCUCCCCGUACUCUUUUGAUAGAUAACCAAUGACUAUUGCAGAUUAGUCUUCUGUAUCAAUGUAUAUUCUUGGGCUUGGCUUCCCUGUCUCCUCAUUUGCUGCCAUUAAUACCCCUUUGCUCCGUUUCCUACCCAAUCGUUCAAUCGCUUCAUUCC
This is a messenger RNA of Fomitiporia mediterranea MF3/22, 1800 nucleotides long. RefSeq lists its product as uncharacterized. The record is from RefSeq and is a predicted model, not a curated record. Bases 112 to 1149 code for a protein of 345 amino acids. Lineage: Eukaryota; Fungi; Basidiomycota; Agaricomycetes; Hymenochaetales; Hymenochaetaceae. The transcript has 4 exons.